GAAAGUGGCAUCGUGCAUUCAUGUGUAUGCCACUUUGGUACGUAGCACCUACCUACUGAUCACUGCAGAUCACACAGAAAUAGCGUUUGGCUGCAUGAGAAGCCUACACAGUGUUAGGCGGGUGCUUUUAAUGUGGCUGACCGGUGUAUGUGAAGCCUUUAGUCAAACAGUGCUACGCAUUAUAAUAACGUAUGUGAUCGGUAUAUUAACGUGAGAUUCCGGGCCUUCCUGAGGGCGUACGACAAGGUAAGCGUGUUAGAUUAAUUGCAUGACCGUGGGCCAGUUUGCCGAGGCGUCCUUUGUCACGAGGUUCAUAUUUCACCUCUUUUAAACCUGUCGGCCACCGAAGCUCUUGGAAUUGUGUGACACAAAAAUGCAAGAGUCGGUAGUUAGUUGGGGCCUCAGCAUGUCUCAUGUUAUAUUUCUCAUGUCUCGCUGUAUCCGUUUGCAAAUGAUUUAUUUCACUGGAGGUCCAUCCUGAAAUCGCAGCGCCUCCACGUGGUUAUCUGCCGGAAAGGGAUCGUCGCGUUAGCAAAGAUUAAAGACUUUUUGACUCUCCUAAGACCUUAAACUCACAAGCAAUAUAAAUUAAAAAUGACAAAAUCGAUAAAUAAUCAAACUAAGAAAUUAAAUACAAACAGUCAUUUUCUCUUUACUUAUUUCAUUUACCAGUGGUUGAAACUUAUGUGCAUUUGUAGACAGAUCAGUCCGCAUCAUUUAUUUAUUUAUUAGUAUUAACCGUGUUUAACGAAAAUGUAAACAGUUUCACUAAUACGCAAGAGCGUUGUAGAGUAAACAAAUCGGCUUUUGUGAACGGUAGAUGUUGUCCAGAUGGGACUUUUAUUUUGAAAACCGUCUUUCUGAUUCGAAAUUUCCUGUUAACUUUUCUUACUUCAUUUCAUUCUACGGUUUUUAGCUGUAAUUGUUUUCAAACACACGGAACACGACAGAAACUACAUAGUAGGAAUGACCGAGAUUAGACGCAUAAAGACAGCAGGCUUGUGUAAGCGAGGUCGGCGCGGGGGCUUUAGUUCGGCGUUUUCGCUCGCGCAGUAAUGUGGAUGGAGCUGGAUUGAUCACCAGACAUAAAUGCGAUAAGUUCGUGUGCUUUUUUAGGAUCAUUGAUUUCCCCUCGCCAAACCGCUCAACUGUAGUGAAGUCAUGGAUGUGGAUGUGGUGAGUUUUCGUUUGCCUGGGCACGGAGACACCGCCCUGAGUAACAUGAACUUCCUGCGGACGCAGCAGCACUUCUGUGAUGUCACCAUUGUGGCGGGAGGCCGGCGCAUGUUCAGGGGUCACAAGGUCGUGCUGGCCGCUUGCUCUGCCUUUCUCAGGGACCAGUUUCUCCUGAACCCCUCAUCGGAGCUACAGGUGUCAAUGUUGCACAGCUCAGCGGUGGUAUGUGAGCUCCUCCAGUCCUGUUAUACAGGGAUGCUGCAGUUCAGUGCCAAAGAGAUUGUCAACUACCUGACUGCAGCCAGCUACCUGCAGAUGGAGCAUGUGGUGGAGAAGUGCAGAGGAGCCCUGAGCCAGUACAUGCAGCCCCGGAGUCGCAGCCCCAUUACUGUGAAAUCAGAAGACCCUCAGUCUAUGCCAGUGAUUGUCAGUGGAAGUACCCAUUCAUUGGGAUCCAUUUCAUCCCCUUCUGAUACUGCGUCACUGCAUCCUCACAGUUCAGGGAAGGAGCUCCAGGCUACCGAUGCCGAACUCUCCAACUUCCCUCACAAAGAUGACAGUGAUUUGACAAUACACCAUGUUAAAGGAUCGGAUGCAUCUGGUCAUUUCGAGGGAGAGGACGGGCCUGAGAGUGAUGUCUUUCAGGUGCAGAUCAACGAUGAACAUCAGGACCAAGAGAAGCUCUCUGGUGCUGAGGAGGAAGACAGAGAAGCUGUUGUUGUGUUGGAUGACCACAGUCAGCUGGACGCAGGAAUAGAGGAGGCCAAUAUGGAUGGUCGAGCCAAAAGCAAUGGCUUCAGAGGGACGGGUCGCAUGUGGAGACGACGGCACGGAGAGUCGAGGGGAGGCAGAGGAAGAGGCUUUAAACACCGGAAACGAUACACUUUCAAGGAUCGUAAGCUUUUGGGUAACUAUCAGGAGGCUUGGCGCUUCCCAACCCCUGAUGAGAUCAUGGGCAAUUUUGGAGCAGACUUUGGAGCCGAUUACCUGUCUAAUCAGCAUCUCGCAGACGGUACCGUCCGCAUUGAGUACAGGCCUGGAGAGGGACAAGGAGAAGAGAUUGGCUCCGAUGGAGGUCCUGCACACUUUGGUGUGGGAGCUUCCAGCGGGGAAGAUGGAAUGGGAGUCGGGACACAUACAAAUGAACACGGAGCUGCUGACGAGUCCGUGGCGGUGGUGGGAUCCACGUCCUGCGUAGCGGGACCAGUAGUGUGCGAGCAGUGCGGACUAGCAUUUUCCUCAACACAGGACUUAGCCAUGCAUUCCCUGUCAACACACCGGCUGUAUGUGUGUCCGUGCUGCGGGAAGCACUUCAGCCACUCCAGUAACCUCAACCGUCACAUGAUCGUCCACCGCGGAGUAUCCAAGCUCCACUGCUGCCCCCUGUGCCACAAGACCUUCACUCAGAAGUCAACACUGUGCGACCACAUGAACCUGCAUAGUGGAGAGCGCCCACAUGUGUGCGCAUACUGCCACGUCAGCUUUGCCCACAAGCCUGCUUUACGCCGCCAUCUGAAGGAGCAACACGGAAGAACCACGGCCCAAAAUUAUCUGGAAAUGCAGCGAAAUAACGAGGGCGGUGCUGGGGAAGGGGUGUAGAUCACAUUUCACAUGCGUUAAUUAAAUCAGAAUGAACCCUAUUUACUUUAUUAAUACACAUUUCUAGGUUUAUUGUGCACAGUAUCAAUGCACAUUAGGUGAAAAUGUACGUCUCUGUAAUCAGUAUGUAAUAACCGUAUCGUCGCUUCAAAAUGAUUCAGAUUUGUCAUUGUGCAGGCCGAACGCUGCUAAAGCAGUUUGAGCCUGGAGAGAAUGAAUGACUCCACACUCCCAUAGCAACAUCCAAUAAGGGAAAUUAUAUAAUUUACUCACCCUUGUGUCAUUUCAAACUUCUGACUUUUUUUCUGUGAAAUGCAAAACAAGACAUGAAGAGGUCGUUUGUAAAAAAACGGAAAAGAUACCAGUUUAAAAAAACUGAACGGCUUGCAUUAUUCACCAGUUACAGUACAGUCUGAACCCGAAACACGUUUUGUCAAAAAAAAGCCGGUAUUGCGAGUUCAUGUUUUACUGCAGAAGCCAACAAGUGCCUUUUGUUGUUUUUUUAACAGAAGCCGAGAAGUCCAUUUUAGCGAAUGUAUUCAGGUCAGGUGACCAGGGAUCUAUCACUUUAAAAAGAUAUGCUAGCCGGAAGGAGCUUCGUCAAUACCGACUAAAAGUAAACGAGAAUGGAUAACGUUAAUAAACCGUUAUGACUUUUUAAAGUCUGUGUGAAAUCAAAACUGGCCAUAUUUAUUAGCUAGCGCACAUUGCUGUUUUCUUUGUAAACGAUGUAUCUGUGCAGGUCAAUCCACAAAGAAAAGUUUGUUUGCCUUCGUAAUUAAUCUAAAUUUAAACACCUCAUAGUAAGGAUGUAAAAUGGAUCGCAAAUUUAAAAUAAAAGCUGAAACUGCGGCAGUGGUGAGGAAAUGGCUGUUCCCCGAACUACACGUAAUCCCAAGUAAACAGUCUUUAAAAAAAACUUCAGUCUGUGAUACAACGUUUGUCAGGCAUCUACAUUGUUAUCCGAGGAGAUUACAAAGAUUAAACAAGUAUUUUUGGUCAACUGGCUUUUGCCAAAAACAGCUGUAGGAGUCAUCUGCCUUUGCUAUAAAACAAACUUUAAUUUUGUGAGUUAUUUGUAUUUGUUUGAGUUAUUAUUAAUAAUCAAAACAACCCAACUGCAGUUUGAUAGAUAUGACUUGGAAUGCUUGUUUGAAUUUUUCAAGUGUGUAUGCUCUUCAUCUGGCUCAGCCGGUAUAGAUGUGGUUUCCUUUUCCACUGUGUGUCUGGCAAUAGAGAUCCUAAUACAGAUGUCAAUCUUUGGCCUGGUAAUGCAAGUGUUUACAUGCGGUAUAAGAGAGAUACAGAGGAAGACCAGUUAUCUCCUUUCACACAAUCAGACAGUGACCCAAGCUGAGCUGCGACGUCACGACACUCAUUCUGCCAACACGGUUCAGCCCAAGUGGAAAACUAACCAGAACCGUUCUUGCUGUUCUUAGAAGCGUUCAACCUGGCCGUGGAAAAGAGGUCAAUGAUGUUGUUCAACCCUCAAUGUUCUUCAAAACAUCUGCAUUUGUAAAGAUACCGGUUUUCAAUCUGUAUACCACAUAAGAGCACAGAUGCUUCCGUUUUCUGUAUUUCUUUACAGGUUUGAAGUCUUUGGCUACAAGCGAGCGGACAAUAGUGGACGCCGUGUGGAGGUCUAGCCUAUCUGUGGCUUUUAGGAGUGAUACAUGUUAAUACAAACGAAACAAAGUAUGUUCAUGAAUUAGUACUGUGGCGUGAUGAGGAAAGAAAACGUGUUUGUCAUUUUUGUUGUAGUGCAACUUUAGUGUCCGUAUGUUACUAAUUCAACAAAGCCGUAUUAAAAAGAUUUGUCCCAGUUGUAA
Molecule: messenger RNA, 4604 nt
Organism: Puntigrus tetrazona (Sumatra barb)
Lineage: Eukaryota; Metazoa; Chordata; Actinopteri; Cypriniformes; Cyprinidae
Product: zinc finger and BTB domain-containing protein 22-like
Exons: 5
Coding region: 1162-2775 (537 amino acids)
Biological process (GO): regulation of transcription by RNA polymerase II
Cellular component (GO): nucleus
Molecular function (GO): RNA polymerase II cis-regulatory region sequence-specific DNA binding; protein binding; DNA-binding transcription factor activity, RNA polymerase II-specific
Source: RefSeq, a predicted model, not a curated record